ACCGCGGCGCGCGCGCGUGCGUGCUAUCAUGUGUAAAUUGUGACGCAACGUGCUUAUGAAGAUGUCACUGUGCAACACUUUCAGGUUAUUCGUUGUAAGCUUGAUUAUCGUGUUGUCAAGUAUUGACACACCAGCAGCAUUCACGCUCCGUCGCACUGCGGGCGGCGGCGAGUCGAGCCGAGAUCUUGCUCAAGAAAGCGUUUCGUUUGAAAUAAAAAGUGAGCUUAAAGGAUCAACUAGCACUCAGUCGACUUUAAGACACAAUGAUAAUUUAUUAUUGAACACAACCUUGUCGACGACUGGAAAAGGUAAUGAAGUACAAGGGCUUGUUAAUAUUGAUGCCUAUGAAAUUAUAGAAUCGAAUAAUACACAAACACCAACUGCAGAAAGUCAAGUUUCAAGUUCCGAUUCGAUCGAUUUAGCGCAAGUAAAUAGCACUGAAACGACAACGGAACCUGUAACAACGAGCGUUAUCAAAAAUGAGUCAGUCAACGAAAGCACGCAGACAUUAGACGAAUUCAAUAAUGAACCCAAAGCAAUUACUAGCAAUACCAGGAAAGUUGAAUUUAUUCAAAAUGAAACUACUGCUGUAUCUGAUUCAACUGAUACGAUAACCGAUUCAACUUUCAAAUUAGAUGAGCCUGAAAUCACAACAUCUUACGAAUCGGGAAAUCUACCAACAUGGAAAAAAUAUACGACGAUUCAAAGAAAACGUCCAACAACUAUAAUAGCCGAUGACGAAGCUGCUCCAAUAAAUAAAACAGAAGAAAUGAUUAAAGCUGAAACAAAACCAUUGAGAGUUUCUCUUCAGGAUACUGUUACCUCUGAUAUACCGUCAUUAGAAAAAUUAAAAAAUGAGCUUUUAAAUUCCACUUUAAAAGAUCGAGUGUUGGAGAGUGAAACUGAAACAGUGAGUUCAGUUUCAACGGAAAUAGAUACGCCUCCAGUACAGUCUUUAAAUAAAUGGGACACAUUCGAAUCAAAAAGAGCUGGAUAUUUGGAUUUAUCGGAGAAAGUGUCAAAUGAGCGGACUUCAUUAGGAACUCCCGAAUUGAAAGUAAAUUCUAAAGAAACUAUACGUACAAUGUUUGACAUCGAAAGUUUUGUAACCGAUAUGGCAGAGGAAAAAAUUGAAAACAGAGAGUCACAGAGUCAACUGAACGAAGACGCUAUUAAGGAAGAGCUUCUGAAAGAAAAAAUAAUAAAUGAACAUAAUGAAAAUGCUGAUAGAUUCGAUCCAACAAUUCAACCUCUUGAUACAGAUAACUCAAAUGAUACUUCAAUGCAAAUUAAUGAUUCUAACGAACUGAGUGUAAAACCGAUAAACAGUGAAAAAGUAAAAAAUACAACGUUGUAUGCGGUAAAUCCUAAUUACAAGCCAUUGAAAAAAAUAGAAGUGCAAGCACCUAAGCAAUUUGUUAGAGACCCCGACGACAAUAGCUGGAGGAAUGAAAGCUUAAGCUCGUUAGGAAUAGUUUUUAAACCAAAGAAUUCUUCAAAACCUUUCACUCAAGUCUUAAAAAAUAAGACAGAAUCAGAAUGGAAUAGUUUAUCGGAGAAAGACAGCAAAAAUGAUAUACCUGAUCUAAAAGAACGAUUACAGAAAAUGGCUGAAAUGAGAAAGUCUAAACGAAAGAAAACAGACUCAUUCGGAAAUAUUCUUUACUUUGAUUAUGAAGAAAAUAGCAGUUCAGGGGAACAUAACACAAAAGACCAACCGUUGUCAGCUGUUACAUCUUCUGCAGAAUUUCGAACGACUGUCGACGCAUUUAACGAACAUAGCAGCAAUUCAUCAGAAGUAACAGAUGUCACUACACCUAAUAUUUUCACAACGGAGCAAUCAAGAGGUAAAAUAAGAAAUUCAUAUUCAACCAGGAAGUUUAGAAAAUUCUUCAACGUUCCUGAAUACUACGAUAACACUGAUGAGGACGAUGCCGACUAUUUGAAUAUGGCUAAAAUAGAUAUUAAAAAGUUCACAACUUCGCCCAAAACAGUUCCAACCACGACGCCAGCGCCAACACAACGGCCGUGGCCAUUCAACAAAUUAUCACACACAAUAUCACCUGAACGUAAAGCUACCAUACAGUAUUUCCCACCACUCUCCACCCAAAAAGUUAACAUUAACGAUUACGACAGCGAUUUUAAAUAUAAAGUUAACUCGUUUACUAAUACUGAACCGCCAACGAAUAUUUUACCAGCGUCACUAGAUAAACCAUUAUCUCUAGACAAUUCUCUCCAAUAUAAAACACAAAACAAUGAAAAAGUUAAACCUUAUGAGAUAGCGACUAAACCCGAUUUUGAUAGAAAUUCUUACUAUUCGACACAACGACCACCACACGCGACUCAAACCGAAUUCACAUUAGUGAACAGUGAAGGAAAUUACGAUAGAGAUUCGUAUGUUAUUAGGCAUUAUAAAGACUUCCUAAGCGAGGCAGCAAAGGAUAAUGACUUCGAUAAGCAUAUAGAUUACGUGCCGUACACGAAGGUUCCACCUCAAGAAGUUACCCCGACUGAUCUCAUAACGUAUGUGACGGAGAAAGAAAAAACGAACAUAGACAACGAGUAUGACUAUGAAGCACAAUUUCGUAAAGAUGUCUUACAGAGAUUCGUUGAUAGUUUCAAUCAAAAUAGCGAACGCUACAAAUCUGAUUUCCCAAUUUUAUUUAACAACAGCGUCAUCCAUAGAGACACAGAGAACGGUAGACAUAUCGCUUCGUCGAGGGCGUUUAUGAGAGGCCUCUAUAACACUCAUUCGAAGACGAAACACGCUCAUAGGGAAUCUUACGAUCCGAAUAAUGAAAAUAUGACUGUAGAACUAUCGCCGUCUUACGAGUUACAUUAUUACAUGCCCGAGCAGGAAGAAAAAGAAGUAGCGGUCCCGCAACCAGUUACACUGCCAUACCAAUAUAGAUUAUGAAAUUGAUUGAAACAUAACGAAGUUUUACUGGUAAUAUAUCUUCAUUAAAUCCUAGAAGCUAUGAUGCCUUUAGGUUUAAUAUUUUUGUUGAUAUUAUAUUUAUUACAUAAAAUAAUUUAGGUAAAAGAAACAAUCGGUUGUUUAAGAGAGUGAUGUUUUUUUUGUGAAGUAAAAUAUAUAAAUAUAAAAAAGGCCUCGGUUAGUUUGUAAAUAAAAUUAAACGAAAUCAUAUUAAUGUUUAUAAUCAUGUCAUAAGAUUGAAUCUAAGGUUAAAUGUGAUGUUAGCUUUAGGACGUUACGUCAUCUAUGCAUCGUGUGAGAUGGGACUGCACUCAAAGAUUUUUUUAUUGUGAUAGCGUGUCAUGAAAGAA
Messenger RNA from Nymphalis io (European peacock), 3288 nucleotides. RefSeq lists its product as uncharacterized. NCBI's taxonomy places the organism in Eukaryota, Metazoa, Arthropoda, Insecta, Lepidoptera, Nymphalidae. The record is from RefSeq and is a predicted model, not a curated record. The transcript has 3 exons. Bases 56 to 2917 code for a protein of 953 amino acids.